AUGAUGGUCGUUGCUGGGCGAGAUUUAGGUGGUGGGUCGAUGACAAUCGAGGCUGGUUUGGUAGAGCAAAGGAGGAACACGGUUGGACCUGUGACUAAGGUCAUUAGGAAGAAGAAAUGCAAAACUAAAAAUACAAAGCGGCCUGUGCCGGCAGUUCCCACGGCGUUGCAGAGGCUAUAUGGAGCGUGUCGCGAUGUGUUUAAAGGUCCCGGGACUGUUCCUUCCCCUAGUGAUGUGCAGAAGCUGUGCCACAUACUUGAUGGUAUGCGGCCAUCAGAUGUUGGGCUAAGUAGGGAUCUGCAAUUCUUUAAGCCAAAAAGUGCUGUCAACGGAAUUCCAAGAGUGACAUAUACAACUAUAUACUACUGCGACAAUUUUUCGCUGUGCAUGUUCUUUCUUCCUGCCACUGCUGUCAUUCCCCUCCAUAACCAUCCAGAAAUGACUGUUUUUAACAAGCUUCUUCUAGGCACCAUGCACAUCAAAUCGUAUGAUUGGGUUGAUGACGUUGUGGCCGUUUCUCAAUUGAGGUUGGCAAGGUUGAAAGCCAACAGUGUAUUCACAGCUCCAUGCAGCACUUCUGUAUUGUAUCCAACAUCAGGAGGCAAUAUUCAUGCCUUCACGGCUUUAACACCAUGUGCAGUGCUUGAUGUGCUUGGACCUCCCUAUUCUACAGAGGAUGGCCGUGAUUGCUCAUAUUACAAAGAUACUCCUUGUACUGCUCUAUCAAAUGGAGAGCCCAAGGAAGGGGAUGACUCUUUCGGGUGGUUGGAAGAGAUUGAAAUGCCUGAGGACUCAGAAAUGGAUGGAAUUGAGUACAUGGGCCCACAGGUUAAUGACACCAGUUCUUUGCUGUCCUGAGGGCCUCCUUUAUCCAUUUUUCUUCAACACUUUCCUAUGUACUUUUGUAUUUUUAUGUGCAUCGCCAUAUCUGGGUGGACAGAUUUUACUUCUUCAUUGCUGGUUACAUAACGUAUUGAUACGUUUAAAGGAAAACUAGAAGUAUCAUAUCCUAGUUUUUUUCCCCUUGUUAAAUUAACUUCUUUUUUAACCUAUUGUGGUUGGGCCUUCCAAGAUUUCAAC
Ilex paraguariensis (yerba mate) is the source of this 1080-nucleotide messenger RNA. The record is from the annotation of a GenBank genome assembly. NCBI's taxonomy places the organism in Eukaryota, Viridiplantae, Streptophyta, Magnoliopsida, Aquifoliales, Aquifoliaceae.